Molecule: messenger RNA, 3399 nt
Organism: Selaginella moellendorffii
Lineage: Eukaryota; Viridiplantae; Streptophyta; Lycopodiopsida; Selaginellales; Selaginellaceae
Product: lisH domain and HEAT repeat-containing protein KIAA1468 homolog
Exons: 20
Coding region: 13-3216 (1067 amino acids)
Biological process (GO): intracellular cholesterol transport
Cellular component (GO): trans-Golgi network; recycling endosome
Molecular function (GO): protein binding
Source: RefSeq, a predicted model, not a curated record
GAAGCGCUGGGUAUGGAGAUCGUGGAUGGCGUCGUGGAUUUUCUCCUGCGGGAGCGCUACCUCCUCUCGGCAUUUGAGCUCCUCCACGAGCUCAUCGAGAAUGGAAUGGAGGAUUCCGAGGCGGUGAGCAAGUUGAGCCAGUUCUUCGCAGAUCCGGCAGUAUUUCCAUCGGAUCAGCUGCUCCAUGUCCAGAAUUUGCAGGAGACGGAUUCGAAGAAGAUUAUGGAAGAGAAAGCCGCCGCUCUGGAGAGAGUUGCGGUCUUGGAAUACGAGCUCCGCCUUGCUCAAGAGGAUGUGAAGACGCUCCAGAUGAAGCUGGAGGCGCGAUCACAAGAUCCUUCUCAAGUUCAAAGCAACUCCGAUCAGCUUCCACAAGCGAUAAGUUCUCGUACACAGGAUCAAAUAGGACUGCACGAAAGGAAGGACUUGAACGGUGCUGUGAAGGAUUAUCUCGUGUCAGCGGGCUAUAAAUUGACUGCUAUGACUUUUUGUGAAGAGGCUGACGACCAAGUUCUCGACGACUCUGGCCGGGUUCCAAAUGCAUUGCAAAAGUACUACCGUGCGUAUCAUACCAGUGAGCAUGAGACUGUUCCAUCUGAGGAGCCUUCUUCUGCACAAUGUGAUGAGCUUGCUGAAAUGCGGGAUAUUUAUGAGAAGGAAAAAGAUUUGUUGAAAGGAUCACUUAAGAAUGCGGAGGCAGAAGCUACUCGCAGCGCUACAACGGUUCACGAGCUGAGGGAAGCGCUAAAGCAAGUCUCGGAAGAGUUGGAUGCAAGUAGAGCGGAGAUUGUUUCGUUAAAGUCGCUGCAAGAAAGAUACCAAUCAUUGGAAGCGGAUUUAGAUAACGAGAAGGUGAUCAGUACGGUGGAGACUGAGGACGCAUUGAAAUCAAGGGAAACAGUGGAGCAGUCCGAAGAGUCGCAUGAACAUCAAGAACUUCACGGGAAUCCGUCAGAUAGAGAAUCGCCGGAGGUUUCUCAGCCGCAGGUUAGUGUACCGGAAGAACCAUCUUCAGUCAAGCGCGAAGAGGAUCCGGAAACUAUUCACAUACUGGCGGAAGCUCUUCCGAACAUCGUGCCUUACGUACUCAUCAAUCACCGUGAGGAACUCUUACCUCUUAUGAUAUGCGCGAUUGGACGACAUCCCGAUGGCAAUGUCCGAGACUCUCUCACUCACAUACUGUUCAACCUGAUAAAACGACCGGAUGAAAAUCAAAGAAGGAUCAUCAUGGAUGCGUGUAUUUCCUUAUCAACAUCUAUCGGGGACAUUCGUACGGAAAAUGAGCUGCUUCCUCAAUGCUGGGAACAGAUUAACCACAACUACGAAGAGCGACGGUUGCUCGUGGCACAGUCCUGUGGAGAACUAGGAGGAUUUGUAAGGUCCGAUAUGCGCUCAUCGUUGAUCCUUUCAAUCCUAGAGCAACUAAUUGAGGACCCAGCACCUGUUGUGAGAGAGGCGGCUUCAACGAAUUUGGCGAAGCUACUGCCACUAUUUCCCAACACGGACAAAUAUACCAAGGUCGAGAAGAUGAUGUUUCAUCUGCUUUCGGAUUCCUCGGCCCAAGUUGUCGAAACGACACUGAAGGCGCUUGUACCAGCGGUUGUGACGUGGACCAGAUGUCUGAGAUAUUCAAUGAAACAGCUGGUUCAGGCUCUUUUUGGUCGUAUGCUAACUAUUGUUCAGCGCUGCCCUCCUGUGUCAGGCGUCGAGACGUCAUCUGAUUCUCAGCUACGAAUUUUACGCGAAAGGGAAGGAUGGAAUGUUGAAGUAUUGCUGCGCAUGUUGAUACAGCUUGUUCCAGAUUUGCGUUAUGCAUGCGUCCAUAGCUGUCCAUUUCCUAUCAGUGAAUCUGAUCAAACACUGGCAUUUUCUCCUGAAAACUUGACGCAACACUUACAAUCGAGUACGCGAUGGGAGUAUUUUGACUGGUUAGCCAUGGACUUUUUCCCCAUACUGUUGAAGCUUCUUUCUAUGAUUUCUCCUAAAGAGGAGGCUUUACGAAAAAUCAUAUGUCAGCUUCUUUUACGCUUCAACGAUUGUUUCGGCAGCCACUUUCAUACCAUGGUUCUGCGACCGAUAUUUCUAACAGCAGUUGGUGAUGACUCGUUGUUGCAUUUUCUUGGAUCAAACAUUUCAAACAGAAUCGAAGGGCUAAAGCCUCAAACGGAAACAGCUCAAACUUUGGCCUUCAAGUGCAUCCUACCUCUUCUCUUGGUUGGAGUUUUGGGGAUACCAAAUGCGCUCGACUUUGAUUUGCAAGGGUUUAUAAAGAACUUGAUACUGGAUUCUUCGCUAAAGCACGGGUCGUGGAGCUGCGUUCGCACUCCCGAACUUGUAGAAGCCAUCCGAUUCUUUUGUUCUUAUGAUCGCCAUCACGAGGUUAUGACCGGUGUUCUUUGGGAGCUUGUUGUGAACUCAAAUGUCAGCGUCAAAGUUCAUGCCGCUCUUCUUCUCAGGGAAAUGGUUCCCUAUGCAAGCACUCAACUAGUUUCAAAGCAGUUGUUACCUGCGUUAGUCACUCUUGGCUCGGACACGAACCUUGAAGUCAGGCACACAACAAUACCUGCAUAUGGAAUCAUUGCUCAGCAUUUCCAAGAUGAAAUGGUUAGUGAGAAGAUCCGCGUGCAAAUGGAUGCGUUUUUAGACGAUGGAUCCAACGAAGCCAUAUCUGGAGUGGUUCGUGCAUUGACAGUCGCGGUGCCACUGGCUUCCCCUGUUUUGAGGGACUAUUUGCUGCAAAAGCUGGUGGUUCUUACGGCGAGCCCCAUGGGAACCAAUGUAGCACGCCGACGUGAGAGAGCCGACGUGUUUUGCGAGGCCAUCCGGUCUUUGGAUGCCACAGAUUUAUCUCCUACCAGCAUUCGGGAGCUACUGCUGCCAACAAUCCAGAACUUGCUGCGUGAUCCCGAGCUGCUUGAUCCGGCCCACAAGGAAGCGCUGGAAGUUAUAAUGCGGGAGAGGUCGGGUGGGAAGUUCGAAGCCAUCACCAAGGUGGUGAUGGGAGCUCACCUCAACAUGUCGUCCAUGGCAAUGACGAGCUUUUUCGGCGAUCCAAUGGCCAGCCCCACGACAUCGAAGCCCGCCGUUAGCUCUGAGCCGUCCAGCCCCUCGAAUAUCCAGCAGGCAUCCACAGCGGCUCAGCAACAAGACCAACAAGAAGGCGUAUUGAAGAGAAUGAUGCGAACGAACUUCUGGAGGAAUGAUAAUGCGAGCUAGAUUCAAGAAAAAAAGAGAGGAAAAUUAAGAUAAAUAAGCAGGUUAUCAAAGCGUUAAUUACGCCGUCUGUGGGAAUCGAACCCACGACCACGUGGUUAAAAGCCACGCGCUCUACCGGCUGAGCUAAGACGGCAGCACGUUAUUUAUUUUAGAUUUUAGCUUUUCAUAACUAGAUUCUGCGAA